CAGAUAAUGCCACUGUCCUUUUAAUAGGUCAGCUUCUAGAUUCCUAUAUUUCAAGAAUUUUAUUCAUUCUUUCAUAGAUGGCGCCUACUUAUAUGUACAGUUAACCUAUGUGUCAGUUAUUGCAGUGAAUAGAUAACAAAAAUUUCACUUCUGUAAGCUUCAGUUUAUAAUUGAGUUUGCUUGUAUUUGUGCGUAACAGAUAUGGACAAUUGGAGUUAUUUCAAGAGACCUCUUACGGCUCUUGAACUCAUGGAAGAGAUAGAAAAUAUUGAUGAUGAUACAAAGUUACCAGAUGCUAUAGUGCUUUUUCCACCUAUUAAUGCUAAUGAAGGAGAUACAGACGAGGAUUCAGGAGACGAAGAAAAUGUCGGUAUCGAUAAUCUUCCUGCAGGGCAGCUCAACGCAGAAGUAGAAAUAAGGCUGAACUCAGGCGAGGAAGAAAAUGUAGGAAAUAAGGAUGAAUUAGAUUUUCCUGACGAAAAUAAUGGCAUGGAAAAUAACGACAUAAGUCAAGAUAACUCUUAUAAGAGAAAUGACGAAUUUGAAGAAAAUUGUCCCUUGUCAUAUUUUAUAAGGUACAAAAAAAAGAAAGCAAAAUCAUGUAACUGGGUUGAGAGAGAUAUUAAAGAUAACAUGACUUCCUGGAAAAAUAUACAAGGACCAAGUAAUCAGUUAUCGUCAGUAGAACUCUUCAGCUUAUUUUUUGAUGAUGAAGUAUGGCAAAUGAUAACUGACUAUACCAAUUUGUAUUCAAUCCAAAAAAAUAGACCUGGUGACAUAAGUCUCAAUGAAAUAAAAUGUUUUUUUGGAGUACUAUUACUAAGUGGCUAUCACUACUUUUCCAGAAGAUCCUUGUAUUGGGAAAGUAAUGAUGAUGCUGGUAGCAAACUAGUGACUUCUGCAAUAUCGAGAAACAGAUUCAAUUUCAUUAUGCAAAAUAUUCAUUGUAACGAUAAUACAAUCCUGAAUGUAAGCGACAAAUUUUCAAAAAUACGACCUCUUGUGGAAGCACUUAAUAAAAGAUUCAUCACUUUUGCACCCGUUCAGGAAUGUCAUAGUAUCGACGAGACAAUGGUGCCAUAUUUUGGACGCCAUGGUUCGAAACAAUUCAUAAAAGGUAAGCCCAUAAGAUGGGGCUACAAGUUAUGGACAGGAACUACUUCAAAAGGUUACAUCGAGUGGUUUGAGCCUUACCAAGGUUCUACAACAAACUUGUCAGAAAGAUAUAAAAAUCUAGGUCUAGGUGCCAGCGUUAUAUUGAGUUUUGCUGAUGCUCUCGUAUCUGAGAAAGGAUGUUUAACAUUCCACUUUUUUUUGAUAAUUUUUUCACAUCUUUCGAUCUUCUAAUGGUAUUGAGAGAUCGAAGAAUAAGAGCAACGGGCACUGCUCGAGAAAAUAGAAUUCCAAAUUGUUCCAUAAAGAGUUCUACUAUAAUGAAGAAAGAAGUCCGAGGUAUAUUUGAUUACGUACUGGAAGAAAAAGAAAAUAUUCUAGUUUGUAAAUGGCACGAUAACAGUAUAGUGACAAUGGCAUCCAACUCUGAAUCUGUUUUUCCCCUAGCCAGUGUUUCACGAUAUUCACAGAAAGAAAAGAAAAAAAUCGUUGUUAAACAACCAAAUAUCAUCAAAAAGUACAAUAAAAAUAUGGGAGGCGUAGAUAGAGCCGACCAAAAUGUGAGUCUCUAUCGUGUCUCUAUCAGAGGCAAAAAGUGGUAUUUCCCUUUGAUUAGUCAAUGUUUGGAUAUGGCCGUGCAAAAUUCUUGGCAGCUGCAUAAAUUACAAGGCGGUAAGAUGGAUCAACUGGCAUUUCGUCGAUCUCUUGCUCAGGAUAUUUUAGAGACUCAUAAGAAAACUAGCAAACGAGGUCCUAUUAGAUAUUAGACCAAGUGCCUACUUACAUGAACAUUCUCGAUACGAUCAUUUAGAUCAUCUGAUAGUUUAUCAAGAAAAUCAGACAAGAUGUGGACAGUGUCAUAAAAAGGUAAAAUUCAGAUGAGAUAAAUGUGAUAUAGCACUACACUCUAAAAGUUGUUUUCUUGAAUAUCAUACAAAAUAGAGUUAUUAUGAAAUGUUUCUCAGGUUAACUUUUAUAGAAUAGAGAUAUGAAUAAAACGAUAUGAAUAUUCAUGUAGAUGUUUAUUAUGCCACCGUCCUUUUAAAAGAACGGUAUAUAUAUCAGUUCUUUCAGUAGAUAGAUAAGGAAAAUAUUAAAAAGUAUGUUUUUUGUAAUUUAAUUGAGCAGAAAAAAGAACCAUUAUGGAAAAUUUUCGAAAAAAUAAUUUCGGGAGUAUCUG
This is a messenger RNA of Leptinotarsa decemlineata (Colorado potato beetle), 2293 nucleotides long. RefSeq names its product piggyBac transposable element-derived protein 3. The record is from RefSeq and is a predicted model, not a curated record. Gene Ontology annotation, molecular function: sequence-specific DNA binding. NCBI's taxonomy places the organism in Eukaryota, Metazoa, Arthropoda, Insecta, Coleoptera, Chrysomelidae.